UUUUUUAUUCAAGUGUAAUAUAAAAAUGUGUGGUGCAAUGAAGAAUUAUUUGCUUAAAACAUCUUUAGUAUUAAUGUGCUGGGUUCAAUUCACACAAGCGGCAUUUUUACGAUGCUACAAUGGAUCGCUAGACAACUAUCUAGUGACACAAUUGGAAAAACCUCUCGAACUAUCACCUUGCCUCAACACCGGUCUGCCCACCGUGGUCUACACGUUCGGUUACCGGGGGAAGACAGCAGGGGCUGCCACUACAGCCGUGCUCAAAGCUUACAUAGCCAAACGGAAGAGUAAUGUGAUAUUACUGGACUGGGAGAAUGAAGCAGAGAGCGGCCUCCUUGGGAUACCUCUAGGGUACGCGCUAUAUGCCGUACCGAAUGCUAGAAAGGUUGGUAGAAAACUCGGUGAAGCAUUGAUGUCGUUAACUAAGGCUGGUGUAAGCAUGAACGACAUACAUCUAGUGGGACACUCCCUUGGGGCUCAGGUCAUGGCGUAUGCUGGGAAACGGACGAGGGAGAGUGGACAAGUAAUUGCAAGAAUAACCGGUCUGGAUCCAGCUCGAAUGCUGUUUGAGGGCACUCUUGCCAUACAGAGUGGUCUGGACCGCACGUGCGCGCGGUUCGUGGACAUCCUGCACACUGACCCCGGCGGCUACGGGACCCGGGGGUCGACUGGCACUGUGGACAUCUGGCCUAAUUAUAAUGGAAACAGUGGUCCUCAGCCCGGAUGCCCGCCUGGCGACUUUGAUUCCUUCAGCCCUGAAGAUUUAUGCAGUCACGAUCGUUCUUGGCGCUAUUACGUAGAGUCCCUGGCGUUGCCGACAGCAUUCAUGGCUGCGUCUGCAACUAACGUCGACGAGUGGGUCGAGAAGAAUGGACACACCAACCAAACUAUCUACAUAGGUGAUCUGACCAGCCCUAGAGCAAGAGGCAACUACUACCUGCGAACGAACCCUGAACCAGGGUAUGGCAUGGGCCCCGAGGGUAUGAAGCCAGGCAGCAACCAGAGCAGAAACAGGCGGAACCCAAUACUUACUAGGAUACUUAAAUACUUUAGAUGAUAGACAAUACUUUGUAAGUAAGUUCAUGUGAAGACGCUAUGGAUAUCCAAAGAUAGAAUCCAAGAAAUGGAAAGCCAUAUUUGUUAGUAGUUAUUAAGCUUGAAUAGAACUAUUCUGGGAGUAUAUAAGUAUCUCUUAAAGACUAGCAGUAGAAGGAAGAUGAAUGUGAUGACAUAGUAUGUCUAUCUCAAUCCUUUAAUAGCAAGUCUUAAUUCAUUCACUCAUUGAAAUGAAGUGAAAAAAACAGGGCUCCUUGGUUUAAUAAAAUGAAUGGUUUAAGAUUUUUUUUCACAAAAAUGUGUACAUUCCCUGACUUCAUUUAAUACUUUCGUUACAAAUAAAUCCUGUUUGCUUAGUUUUACUUCAAUAACUUACAUGAUAUUGCGUAAGUAUUCAGAUAACAUAUUUUGUCUUGUUAAAUAAAUGCCAGAAUAAUAUCUAAGACCUAGGUUAAGAUAUAAACGUAGUUUACUAGGUACUAUAGGAAAAAUAUGUUAGUACAUUAUAUGUGACACAAUGAAACGAAUAAGUUUUUGAAUAAAUAUUUUAUUGUAUAUUUAAACCUAAUUUUA
Messenger RNA from Trichoplusia ni (cabbage looper), 1629 nucleotides. RefSeq names its product phospholipase A1-like. Bases 26 to 1057 code for a protein of 343 amino acids. The record is from RefSeq and is a predicted model, not a curated record. Gene Ontology annotation, molecular function: lipase activity. The transcript is spliced from 7 exons. NCBI's taxonomy places the organism in Eukaryota, Metazoa, Arthropoda, Insecta, Lepidoptera, Noctuidae.